Molecule: messenger RNA, 450 nt
Organism: Fusarium odoratissimum NRRL 54006
Lineage: Eukaryota; Fungi; Ascomycota; Sordariomycetes; Hypocreales; Nectriaceae
Exons: 1
Coding region: 1-450 (149 amino acids)
Source: RefSeq, a predicted model, not a curated record
AUGUCACCCUCAGAGAAAGGUGGCUUCGACAAGCCGGGGACUGAGUCUGAACUUGACCGUGCCGAGCAGAGUUCAACAACACUUCAGUCAAGAGACAAAGACGCCAAAUCAGCGAGUGAUCACCGCGACGCUGACAUGGAGGAAGAGAUUCAUGAACUUGCGCGCCGCUUCACAUCACAAUCGCAUCGCCCUCACGGCUUAUUCCCGGUGCUAGCCGAGGGACCUCUCGACCCCCACAGCGAAGAGUUCAACGCCAGAAAGUGGGCAAAGGCCUUCUACAAUGUUCGAGAAAACAUCAGUGGAGACGCGCCUCCCCGUAUGAGCGGCAUCGCAUUUCGAAACCUCAGCGUUCAUGGAUUCGGUACGCCGACAGACUUCCAGAAGACCGUUGGUAACGUCUGGCUAGAUGCAAUCAGCAUGAUCAACUGCCUUCGGGGGAAACAAGCAUAG